UAUCAGAUAGCACAACUUAUCGCCCAUAAGCCUCAACGAAAUGCACCGCUCACAUGCCCAACUAUCUCCGACAUAGUUAGGGUUACGACAUAGGCGUCGGCCGCGAUGGCAGCCCACCAAAGCAAAAUCGCCAUCGCCGACGGGGGCCCGGUGAUGACAACUUCGCGGCGGCCCCCCAUGACAAGCAAACAAGCAAAGAAAGCCCACGCAAAGGCCAACAAUAUACCAAAAAUGAACUGGAAGGAACGCAAGCGCAUGGAGGCCGCGGAGCUGGCGGCGCAGAAGAGGGAGUUUGAGAGGGAGAAGGCGCAGGCUAAGGCGAGGGCUGUGAAGGCGAAGAAGGAUGCGAAGGAGGAGGUGGAGAGGGCGGAGAGGAAGAAGGCGGGGGUUCCGGAGAAGAGUAGGUGGGUGAGGCCUAGUCAGGGGAGGAUUACGGGGUUUUUGGGGCUGGGGAAGAGGGGGAGGGGUAAGGAUGUGGAGGAGGAAGAGGAGGAGGGGGGGGACGAGAGUGAUAACGAUGCCGAGGAGCCGGUGCCGAAGAGGGUUGCCAUGGAUGGAGCCGAAGAUGAUACGGAGGAGGAGGAAGAGGAUAUGCAAGAAAGAGAAGAUCGCAUUUCUAAAGCCCAGGGCAAUGUCCCCGCAAUAAAAACGCUGUGCGAUACCGAGGAUGGGGAGGAAGAUGCACAACCAGAGGAUAGGCCCGGGCCUCGGGAAGAUGUCCCUGUUGUUAGGACUGAGAGGGAAAAUAGUUUGGAAGCACAGCCAGAGGCAGAAGUUCUGCAAGAUCCGGAAGAUCCGGAACUAGAAGUUAAACGAGAGCUGGUGGUUCAGUCCGAGCCCGAAGUUCAGCCAGGACUUAAAGAGCAGCCGGAGCCAGAACUUCAAGCUGAUCUGGAAGACUCACCAGAGCCGGAAGUUCAAGCGAGAGCAGAAGUGCAGGCAAGCCCGGCAGCUGAAGAAGAACAAGAGGUUCAAGCAAGCCCAAAAGUGCAGGCAGAACCGACUGCCCAUGAAGACAAAGAAGUCCAAGUCGAAUCACAAGGACAUCCAGUAUCUAAGCCCGCCGACCUAAAACUUCCUCCGAGCACGCAGUACUUUACUAGCUCGCAGGAUUUCCUAGACGAUGAUGACAUUUUUCUGGAGCUGGCAGCAGCGCACCAGCUACUUUCUGAAUCGUUUGAUGCAGGAGAGAGGUCGCUAGCUGCAUCCCAUUCUUCACCGAGGAUAGAGAUAAAGGAGGCACCGGAAAAUGCACAAGCCAAUGUCGCUAAAACUAUAGUCGUGGAUUCACCUCAACAUUGCCCUUCUCCGGCCAUCCCAACCAAACCAACAGCGUGCCCUUCGUCUCCACCAAGGCGGCAACUAGCAUCACCGGUUUUGCAAAGAACGCCACGGCCUCGGAUCGAGUUCAACGGUUCAGGGGUUUCACCGGAAUUAACAUCUUCAAACCCCUUUUCACUGAAGCAGACAGCGUUACGGUCAAUGAGCAAACCUAUUCCGAAACCCAGUACCCCGGUUGUAGCUUCGGUUAUGGGCCCGCCAACCUCCAUCGUCCGUCCUCGCACAACCUUGUCGACGCCUAUACGCUCGCAAAGCAGACAGAUGCCAGCGCUAAGGGCGAAUAACUCCUUAUCACAGAGAUCUGCGCCAGGUUCUGGGACGGGUGGCUCUAGCCAUCGUCUACCCCUAAACGAUAUCUCAAAACACGCACAGAAUGCAUCAACCAAGGCAAUGGCAUCACCCUCCGCUCGCUCGAAGCCGUUCCUCAAGCCCAGCCUAUUACCCACCCACGCAGCACCGAAAGUGUCGCCGUCCACCUUACCAACAAGCACGCAACUAUUCCUUGUUGACCACCUUGAUGAUUUCUUCCCCAGCCCAUCGCAAGAACUGCGGGAGUUGCUUGAAGAUAUUGAAGAUGAUGACAUCCCAUCCAACACCCAGGUCGCUCGUGAAAUUGGGAGAGACAGUGUGGUAGCACGGCCAAUCCUUGUUGAACCAGCACAACCAAUACUAGACGACGAUUUCCCAUGGAUGUCUUCUCGAGAAUUGAUGUUCUCAUCACAGGAAUUACGGGAGCUUGAGUUGCCGAGCAAGGUAUCCCCUGUGCCCGCGCCGCCACCGACGCCAUGGGAUAUGAGGCGCGCGCGGAAACCAAGAUUCUUCGUUGAGAAGGAGGAAGAUCUCUUUGCUGCGGCCAUUCACGAAAGUAAACUUCAAAGCAAGGUAGAUGACGAGGCAGCUAAGCUGCGCUUGGAGAAUAUGAGGAUUGAAAGAGAACUACUCGGCACUAGACAGUCAUCGCAGCGUCACACACCGAGUGCCAAACGACAGAGUCAAGAUGCGACCAGGCUAGAUGCAGGUGCAGAUGAUGUAUCGGAACAACUAGAGAGCUUAAACGCAAGCCAAUUGACGAAGCUGAUGGAUGGGAUUGAAAGUGACGAAUACAGCGAUGAUUUUGACGACGAGGAAGCCGAAGCUUCGAUGAUUGCCUUUGGUCAUAAGCUGGAAAAUCCAUUUGCACCAGUCUACGAGACUGAGACUGAAUCUGAGACCGAGUCGGAGAAACAUGAGAGUUUCAUACAACGCUUCUUGGAGGACGACGCGGAAGCAUUCGCAAAUGCAGAGGAUGCAUAUGCGUUUAUGUGAAGUUGCUGGUAGUUAUGGUCUGACAGGUCUUCUGAGGAGGCACUGGAACAGCGGAGAGGCACAAGAGAGGUGGCGUAUUGUUAUUUUAUGUCUGGAUAGUAGGAGGCAUGGCGGGGCUCCAAAGGAUGGAUUGAAUUUGGCAUUGUAUUUGGGGGAGGAGGACAAGAUAUGAGAUACCCAGGGCGGUGGUUUUGGCGUUUUUAGAAGUGUUUUUAAGGCCAGUGUUGGAAUAUGAUCAAAGAAGUGCUUGAUGCCCUUU
Pseudogymnoascus verrucosus is the source of this 2905-nucleotide messenger RNA. RefSeq lists its product as uncharacterized. The transcript has a single exon. Lineage: Eukaryota; Fungi; Ascomycota; Leotiomycetes; Thelebolales; Thelebolaceae. The record is from RefSeq and is a predicted model, not a curated record. Bases 106 to 2646 code for a protein of 846 amino acids.